AGGCGAGGACGGGUUCCAGCCUGGCAACAUCCUAUUGGUGCAGGUGCAGCACUUCAUGACGUAUGCGUCCAUCUCAGCGCGUCCCUCGCCGCGCCUCAACCUCAUCGUGGGGCCCAACGGCUCCGGCAAGAGCUCCCUCGUCUGCGCCAUCGGCCUGGGGCUGGGCGGUGAACCCAAGAUGCUGGGGCGGGCGGCGCAUUUGGGAGAGUUUGUGCAGCGGGGGGAGCGCAAUGCCGAGAUCAGCAUUGUGCUGCGAGGGGACGUGGUGGGGGAGGAGGUGCACGUCACCCGCCGUAUCUCCAUUGAGAACCGAACCGACUGGCUGCUCGAUGGGCAAGAGAUGCGGGGGGAGCAGGUGCAGGAGUGCAUGAAGCACUUCAACAUUCAGAUCUCCAACCUCACACAGGCAAGUGCAGUGGGGCACACACACACUUUAAUUCUUCCUUUUCUGCUCUUUUGUCACCCUCCUUUCCAACCCCUCGCUUCUCAACAGUGCAGCUGCCUCUGGAUCCCCAUUCACCAAUCUCCCGCACCCCCCGUUACCCAUUCCAUCCGCCUCUCCCCUUCCACUCAACCCCGCCCCACAGUUCCUCCCCCAGGACUGCGUGACCGGGUGAGUGCGUUCGCGGGCAUGUCACCCAUACAGCUGCUGGAGGAGACGCAGAGGGCAGUGGGCGACCCACAGCUGUCCCAGCAGCACGCCUUCCUCAAAGACCAGCAGGACGCCCUCGCCACCCUGCAUGCUACGUUGGUGUCACACGAGGGGCAGUUGGGGAAGCUGCAGAAAGCGAACGCGCAGGUGGAGGUGGAUGUGGAGAAGGUGCAACGCAGGGAGGCCAUUCUCAAGGAGGUAGCGCUGAUGAAGAAGAAGGUGCCAUGGCUCAAGUACGAGCAGGUGAAGCGGCGUGUGAGGGAGAUGGAGGCAGCAGUGGAGGCGAGGCACAAAGAGAGGGACGAACUGCAGACACAAGUCAUGGCCGCCAGAGACCCCCUCGUAGCGUUGAAGGAGAGGCGUGCGGGGCUUGCAUCGCUGGUGGCGAAGAUAGGGCGUGCGAACGAGGCGAGGGAGAGGAAGCUGCGGGAACUGGCAGAAGAGAGCGACCAGCUGGGCCACCAGGCGGUGGAGAGGCAGCGGGACGUGGUGAAUGCGCGGAGGUUCGAGGCGACCCGCGAGCAGCGGCUGGCCAGGGCGCAGGAGGAGGUGCAGCAGCUGCAGGUUCAGCUCGCCGCCCUACCGGAAGUGGAACCACCCACGGCAGCUGUGGAUUCGCUGGGGAAACGAGGGAGGGAGUUGCGGAUGCAGGCGGGGGAGAAGGAGCGCGAGGGGCGGCAGCUGGAGCAGCAGAUGAGCGUUCUGAGGGAGCAGAUGGGACGCGUGGAGCGACGCAUGCACGAGGUGGCCAACAGUCGCAACCGGCGAAUAGAGCGGGCGGGUGACAGGGAGCUGAAGCAGGCGUGUGAGUGGCUCGACCACAACCGCGCUCAGUGCAAGGGCGCCGUCUACGGACCCAUUCUCGCUGAGGUAUGUACUGGUAUUAGAAGGUGGGAACCAGUUUUGAAAGAUGUUUUGAAAGGUGGGACACAGCUGAAAUGUGAGAUCCAUUUCUGA
This is a messenger RNA of Closterium sp. Naga37s-1, 1609 nucleotides long. The record is from the annotation of a GenBank genome assembly. NCBI's taxonomy places the organism in Eukaryota, Viridiplantae, Streptophyta, Zygnematophyceae, Desmidiales, Closteriaceae.